AUGGGCAGACAGAACCUGCUUGCCGAAAGACGAAAGUCGCAGUCCUAUUUUGUCAUUGUUGAAUACCAAGAUAGAAUCGGCGGGCGUUUACAUAAUGUCAAGUUUGGGAAGAAGAAAGACGGGUCCCCAUAUACCGUUGAGGCCGGUGCAAACUGGGCUAAAAAAUACAAGCUUCGAGCCCUGGCGACAGACUAUGACAACAAAACAACAUACGAUAAGACCGGCAAAAAUGAUUUUUCCAAGAUAAUAGCCAAUGCACAAGCAGCUAUGGAAAAGGUGGUUACUCAUGCUGGGUCACUGUUAAAGAAUAAUAUUCAAGACAAGACAGUUCGUGCGGCCCUUCGAUUUAUGGGAUGGAAUCCAGCUGCGAAUAAUGCACAUGCACAGUUUGCAGACUGGUUCGGCAGCGACUUCGAAUCUAGUUUCACUCCAGAGGAGAAUUCUGCAGUUUUCUCAUCCGUUGCCGACAACGCCACUUUCAAACACUUUUCUGAUGAUAACCUUUUCGUCUAUGACCAGCGGGGCUACAGCACCUUUAUUAGAGGCGAGGCUGCUACAUUCCUUCAGCCCAAUGACCCCAGACUGCUCCUGAAUACCGUUGUUCAGGUUGUUAACUACACGGACAACGGUGUGACUGUCGUAACCAACGACGGUGGCUGUGUCCAAGCUGAUUAUGCAGUUGCAACAUUUUCACUGGGAGUUUUACAGCGUGAUGUGGUACAAUUCUACCCUCCAUUCCCUAACUGGAAAAAAUCUGCCAUCUCAAGUUUUGAGAUAGGAACAUAUACCAAGAUAUUCCUCCAGUUCGACAAAGCGUUCUGGCCAAACAGUCAGUAUCUUAUGUACGCUGACCCCCACGAGAGAGGUUACUAUCCUCUUUUCCAACCGUUAGAUCUUCCAGGUGCUCUCCAAGGCUCUGGAAUCCUUGUAGGCACCGUUGUGGGUAAACAGGCACGCAGAGUCGAAGCCCAAACGAACCAGGAGACCCAGGAAGAAAUUAUGAAAGUUCUUCGGACGAUGUUUGGAGAAAGCAUCCCUGACCCAACUGAUAUUUGGUAUCCGCGAUGGAACCAGGAGCCCUGGGCUUAUGGCUCGUAUUCAAACUGGCCCCCAUCAACCAGUCUGCAGGCACACCAAAAUCUCCGAGCAAACGUUGGCCGACUCUUUUUUGCUGGUGAGGCGACAAGCCAGGAGUUUUACGGCUACUUGCACGGCGCUUUAUUUGAGGGACGUGCAGUAGGACAGAUGUUGGCCACUUGCAUUGAUGAUCCAGUGCGGUGUACGGAUAAGAAUGGGCAACCACGGUACCCGGUACUGAGUGGAGUCACUCCUUAUGAUCUAUACAAUGAGGAAAACGGAUGGUUCGUGAGCACCAUAGCUUAG
Messenger RNA from Trichophyton verrucosum HKI 0517, 1383 nucleotides. RefSeq names its product flavin containing polyamine oxidase, putative. The record is from RefSeq and is a predicted model, not a curated record. The coding region runs from base 1 to 1383 and encodes 460 amino acids. The transcript is spliced from 6 exons. Gene Ontology annotation, molecular function: oxidoreductase activity. NCBI's taxonomy places the organism in Eukaryota, Fungi, Ascomycota, Eurotiomycetes, Onygenales, Arthrodermataceae.